This is a messenger RNA of Drepanopeziza brunnea f. sp. 'multigermtubi' MB_m1, 1884 nucleotides long. The record is from RefSeq and is a predicted model, not a curated record. Lineage: Eukaryota; Fungi; Ascomycota; Leotiomycetes; Helotiales; Drepanopezizaceae.
AUGAGGUUUACGAAGGGAUCGUCGGUUGUGCCGGCGCUGCUGGUGGCCGGUGCGGCUGCUGCUGCUGCUGCCAAUGUUGCUGCUGCUCAAGGUGGGCGGAACGCGAUUGUGGAGGAUUCGCUGGAUGGUAAGAGGGGUUUGGGGAAGCGCUCUAUCGGCGAGGAAGGGAAUUACAAUAUCUCUUUCUACCACAUCAACGACGUCCACGCGCGCUUAGACGAGUUCCGCGCUUCAGGGACGGACUGUACGAACAAGACGUUGGGGUGCUUCGGUGGGUAUGCGAGGAUCAAGACUGUGGUUGAGGAGGCGAGGUUGGGGUACAAGGAUAGCUUGUUCUUGAAUGCUGGGGAUGAGUUCCAGGGAACACUGUUCUACUCAUACUACGGUGGUGAGAAGAUCGCCGAAACCUUGAACCAGCUGGGCUUCGAUGGAAUGACACUCGGGAAUCACGAAUUCGACGGCGGCGAUGACGCCCUCGGCGAAUUCCUCGCCAAUCUUACCUUUCCCAUCAUAUCCGCAAACAUUCAGUCCAACCACUCAGUCUUGAACGCGACCAUCAAGCCGUUCCAUAUCUACCCGGAGUAUGAGCUGGCGGUAAUCGGGGUCACGACCGAGACUACGCCCGAUAUUGCAAACUCCGGGCCAGGGACGACCUUCACCGAUGUAACAGAGGCGGUGCAGAGUACCAUCGACUUCAUCAGGUCGACCACGAAUAUCACGAGGAUUGCAGCGCUGACGCAUAUUGGGUUCGAGGAGGACCUGAGGCUGGCUGAAGCUACCACUGGCUUGUAUCUCAUCAUGGGAGGCCAUUCUCACACGCCAUUGGGGAACUUUACAGGAGCCGUCGGAGAGUAUCCUACGAUCAGAUUGAACCAGGAUGGAGAAGAGGUCUUCGUUGUUACCGCCUACAGUCAGUAUCUCUUUCGAGCUAUUCAAGCAGAGACAGGAACUAACGUGCUUACUCCAGGAUGGGGCGAAUACCUCGGAUACAUUGACGUAACUUACGACGCCUCCGGAAAGAUCGUCUCAUACCGCGGCGCCCCCAUCCAUAUCACCAACACCACUGAGCAAGAUCCCGAUCUCCAAGCCCAGAUCAACGAGUGGCGGGUUCCUUUCGAGGCGUUCGCUGGAAGCGAAAUCGGCAUAACCAACGUCGAACUCGACAGCAACUGCCGCAACCAGGAAUGUCUCCUCGGCCAGUUCAUGUCCGACGCGAUGCUGCAGUACCGUCUCAACCAAUCGAACACCGCAGAUUUUGCCGUGAUAAACUCUGGCGGCAUCCGCGCCUCCAUCGACGUUGGAACCAUCACGCGCGGGGAGGUGCUGAUCAGCUUCCCUUUCGGCAACUCCGUCGUGGAGCUAGAGAUGACUGGCGACGAGCUGUGGACGACGCUGGAAGGUGUGUUCACUGGCGUCAACCAGUAUACCCAGAAGCCCGUGACGAGCUUCAUCCAAGUCUCGGAUGGCAUUGAGAUCUUGUACAACUCCCAAGCCCCGAACGGGAGCAGAUUGGUCAGUGUGAGGAUCGGCGAUGCAGAUCUGGUGAGGACGGAUGCGUAUAACGUCGUCACGAUUGAUUUUCUCGCUGGUGGCGGCGACAACAUCUUCCAGACGCAAUCCGACAUCACAGUCCUCGAUACUCAGGACGAAGUCCUAGACAACUACAUCGAGGCUCAAUCGCCGAUCUCCAUCACGCUCACCCCGCGGAUCGGCAACGCCAACGCCAACGCCAAUGCCGACGCCGACGACGCUGAGACGGGUGGGGCGUCUAGAGCGGCUGUCGUAGGUCGUGCGUCUUUUUGUGCACUUGCGCUGGCGGCGAUUGAGUGCUGCUGGGCUGUUCUGCUCGGUACUACAACAAGCGUAGGAAAACCAUCGAAAUAA